CACACCUGCAUGCACCAGCAGCAGCUCCGAAACCACCAGCCCAUCAUCAGUGCCUAUCACUGGCUAUUACUCACCUGUCCGUGUACACCUAGAGUCAUUUCAACCCUUCAUCUUGUGAUCAGUUUCUAGGUAGUCUGUCAUUCUCGACCAGGUUGUCCAUUUAUCACCUUGCUCGCCUUUCGUCCAGGACCUUCCAUCGCUCGACCUCCUCACGCGAUUCCACCUCGCUCGGUCGAUCGACCGGUUGAAAACACCGACAAGACCUCGCAGUCUCAGUCAUCGUUAUCACCACAGGGAGCACUCUCGCCUAUCAUGGGACUCUCAUACAACGUCUAUCUGGACGGGGUCAGAAUCUUUGGCUGUGGUCGCUGCAAGACGCACCUGGCGGACAAUGAGGAGGUCUUGAGUCGGAACUUCCGCGGUCAACACGGAAAAGCCUAUCUCUUCAACAGCGUCGUAAACAUCAUCGAGGGCGAGCCGGCAGAGCGGAACAUGACCACAGGCAAGCAUGUGGUGCGCGACAUUAGCUGUCGGGACUGCAAGGAGGUGGUCGGGUGGAAAUAUGACCGCGCCUACGAGGUGGCGGAGAAGUACAAGGAGGGCAAAUUCAUUCUCGAGGUGGAGCUGUUGUGUCAGGUCAAUUGAUCUUUGGCACGCGGGAUGAGAGGGCAAGAUUUCGUUUGCUGAAUGUCGGGCCCGAUGGGAUAUUGGAGGCGCAUAUGGGACAAGGAAAAGGCGUAUAACGGACAGUGAGAGGCACUGGAGGGAGUUUCUUCGGCCAUGAUGAUGCCACUGCAACUCUCCUGUACACGAUGAUUUGAUCGAUUUAUGAAGCAUUGGGAUUUUGGAGUUACGGAGUUGUUAUUUUCAAUUGAAACACUUCUCCAAUAUCGCGAGAAUCUACGCAGGGCUCGCUCUGUGAGGUACAUCGCCGUUCUUCCGACGUGACGAAUUCGUAUUGACAUCCACAAG
Dissoconium aciculare CBS 342.82 is the source of this 972-nucleotide messenger RNA. Its product is annotated as yippee-like protein. The transcript is spliced from 3 exons. The coding region runs from base 313 to 645 and encodes 110 amino acids. The record is from RefSeq and is a predicted model, not a curated record. NCBI's taxonomy places the organism in Eukaryota, Fungi, Ascomycota, Dothideomycetes, Mycosphaerellales, Dissoconiaceae. Gene Ontology annotation, cellular component: ubiquitin ligase complex.